Molecule: messenger RNA, 348 nt
Organism: Aegilops tauschii subsp. strangulata
Lineage: Eukaryota; Viridiplantae; Streptophyta; Magnoliopsida; Poales; Poaceae
Source: RefSeq, a predicted model, not a curated record
AUGGCUGUCUCCACGGUGUCCCCUUCCAUCUCCCCCAUCCCUGCCAACUACAAACACGCUCUCCGGGAUCCUAACUGGUACAAUGCCAUGCUUGAGGAAUAUAAUGCUUUGGUGCAAAACAAAACAUGGUCUUUGGUUUCUUGUCCCGCAGGUGUCCACUUGGUGUCGGGGAAAUGGAUCUUUCGUCACAAGCUACAUCCGGACGGCUCCCUCGCUCGGUACAAGGCUCGUUGGGUCUUGCGUGGUUUCACCCAGCAACCAGGGGUGGACUACGGCGAGACUUUCAGCCCGGUGGCCAAGCCGGCCACCAUCCGCGUCAUCCUGAGCGUGGCCGUCAGCAACAACUGA